Molecule: messenger RNA, 2104 nt
Organism: Colossoma macropomum (tambaqui)
Lineage: Eukaryota; Metazoa; Chordata; Actinopteri; Characiformes; Serrasalmidae
Gene: syt9a
Product: synaptotagmin IXa
Exons: 7
Coding region: 81-1727 (548 amino acids)
Biological process (GO): cellular response to calcium ion; calcium-ion regulated exocytosis; regulation of calcium ion-dependent exocytosis
Cellular component (GO): dense core granule; membrane
Molecular function (GO): clathrin binding; calcium-dependent phospholipid binding; calcium ion binding
Source: RefSeq, a predicted model, not a curated record
AGGAGGAGGAGAAGGAGGAGGAGGAGUGGUGGUGCGGUGCUGCCGAGGAGCGCCUCCAUUCACAAGCAUGCUGGUGGGCAAUGCCUGUCGACAAAGAGGCCGGGAUUUGCCAAAAAGCACUGGAGCUCUUGACGGAUCUCUGUUCUAAGGGGGAAGUGCAGAACGAGAACUGUUUGGAUUUCAUAUACUAUUUCCGAGAUCUUGCCAGACCGCGGUAUUCAGAGUCAGAUGUAUCAGUGAGCCUGCUGUCGUUGGUGGUGACCGCCUGUGGCCUGGCCUUGUUCGGCGUCUCUCUCUUUGUCUCGUGGAAGCUAUGCUGGAUUCCAUGGCGAGAGCGAGGCCUCUCUCCUGGCACCAAAGAGAGCCAGCCAGACCCUCACCCUCACCCACCUCCCCCGCCCCUUCAGCCGCAGCCCAUUUACACAGAAGUGGAUGCAACUCUCGACCGCCGGAACCAGCCGCGAGGUUCUGUGGUUAAGGAGACGACGGUGCCUCCUACACCAGUCUCUCCGCCUCCACCCGGGUCUCCCCCACCCGUCCCGGUGCCUGAGGCAGCCCUGAAGAUCAGCCACACUUCACCUGACAUUCCCCUAGAGGCGGAGUCCAAGGCCCGGGAGAACGGUGUCUAUGGCAACAGCCGCAUACAGAGACAGAUCACUGAUCCGUCUUCCACCUGUGUCCGACAAAGUUCUAUCCGGCGUCAGAUGAACCAGUCCAAUCCUGACUUCAUGGUAGCUCAGUUCCAGAGGCAAGACUCUCUGACAGGAAUGAGUCUUGGCAGGCUUAAACCAGAGUUGUACAAGCAGCGCUCUCUGGACGGUGAGGAGAACCGAAGUGGCCGAAGUGGCAUGUGUGGUCGUCUCCAUUUCAUCCUCAAAUAUGACUGCGAUCUGGAGCAGCUCAUUGUCAAGAUCCAUCGUGCCCAAGACCUUCCAGCCAAGGACUUUUCCGGCACCUCAGACCCCUACGUUAAAAUCUAUCUACUGCCCGACCGCAAGACCAAGCACCAGACCAAGGUGCACCGCAAGACUCUGAACCCUGUGUUUGACGAGGUCUUCCUCUUCCCUGUGGCAUAUGCUGAACUUCCCUCACGAAAGCUCCACUUCACUGUUUAUGAUUUUGACCGUUUUUCACGUCACGACAUCAUUGGACAAGUGGUGGUGGACAACUUCCUGGACCUGGUAGACUUUCCCCGGGAGACCAAGCUGUGCCGAGAUAUUCAAUACGUGUCCUCGGAUAACGUGGAUCUGGGGGAUUUGAUGUUUUCUCUCUGUUACUUGCCCACUGCCGGUCGACUGACCAUUACAGUGAUAAAAGCGCGCAACCUGAAAGCCAUGGACAUCACUGGAGCUUCAGACCCAUAUGUGAAAGUUUCUCUAAUGUGUGAAGGCCGAAGAUUAAAGAAGAGGAAAACCUCCACCAAAAGGAACACCCUGAACCCCGUUUAUAAUGAGGCUAUAGUGUUCGACGUCCCACCAGAAAACAUUGAUCAAAUUAGCCUUUUGAUAGCUGUGAUGGACUAUGAUCGUGUAGGUCACAACGAGGUUAUAGGUGUGACUCGGGUGGGUAACGACGCAGAAAGUCUGGGCCGAGACCACUGGAAUGAGAUGCUCACGUACCCUCGGAAACCCAUCGCUCGCUGGCACCCACUUGUGGAGUACCAGGGGUCCAGUGGGGGAAGCCAGACGGGGUCCUGCAACUCCCUCAAGACUCCUCCCUCUCCAUAGAAGACAAAUCCUGUCUAAGUCUCAACGUUUGAGUGGGCAGCGGCUCUUCCUUGAAAGUCAUUAGGUCAAGAAUGGAGCUGCUGACCUCCAGAGGAGUCUUACUUCUAAGAAAAAGGCCUGGAACACCGUUCUCUUCAACCUGUGCCUCUGGAAGCCCUUCCUUGCAUGGGAACACUGAUUGUUUCAGCUGCAUGUUGAGUGGUCACAUACUGUACGGUUAUUUUAACACAAAAUAUGGUGAUAUGAAAAGAGUACAAGGGGUUUCUUUUUGAAUGUUUUCCUUUUUUCAAUGUCAUACACUGUUAAUCCAAAUGUUAGGGUUCUAAACACUUUACUGCAAAUGUGUUUAUUGGAGCUACUCUAUUUGAGAACAUUGU